Ascoidea rubescens DSM 1968 is the source of this 1416-nucleotide messenger RNA. Its product is annotated as alpha-mannosyltransferase. The record is from RefSeq and is a predicted model, not a curated record. Gene Ontology annotation, cellular component: Golgi apparatus. Gene Ontology annotation, molecular function: alpha-1,2-mannosyltransferase activity. Lineage: Eukaryota; Fungi; Ascomycota; Saccharomycetes; Ascoideales; Ascoideaceae. The transcript is spliced from 2 exons. Gene Ontology annotation, biological process: mannan biosynthetic process. The annotation marks the transcript as partial.
UUUUUUCAAAAUGUCUUUAAUGCUAUAAAAUUGGCUGAACCAAAAAUCCCUUCUUUAAGUGACAAAUAUAAGGAAAAAUGCCCAACUCUUGGUUCUGAUCACUCAAGCAAACCUUUAUUCACUGAAAAUUUCUUGAAACAAUUUGUACAAUUAACUCCUCAUGAAGUUGAAUCUUUAAAAAAGUCUCAUUCGACCUUUUUGAAAAAUACUCCAAACUCUAUUCCAAAGAAUUUAAAAUAUAGAGGCAGUGGCAUAGUUUACGCUGGUGGUGGAAAAUUUAAUUGGUUAGCUUUAUUAUCCAUCAAAUCCUUAAGAAGAUUGGGUUCCAAAUUACCUGUCGAAAUUUUGAUUCCAACUCUCGAUGAUUACGAAAUUGAACUAUGUACUCAGAUCUUUCCUGCUUAUAAUGCAAGAUGUAUUUAUCUACCCGAAGUAUUAGGUCAAAAGGUUACAAAAAGCUUUCAAUUUAAAGGUUAUCAAUAUAAAAUUCUAGCUAUAUUGGCUUCAUCCUUUGAGAAAAUUUUAUUACUAGACGCUGAUAAUAUACCUGUAAUUAAUCCGGAUUAUUUGUUUAAAACUGACCCUUUCAUCUCAAAUGGGUUAGUAACUUGGCCAGAUUUUUGGAGAAGAACAACUUCUCCAUAUUUUUACGAUGUUGCUCAAAUUAAAUUAGGCAAAAGAGUUAGAUAUGGUUACACAACUUAUGGGAUUCACGACCCAGGUAUUGGAGCUAAAGAUGAACAAGAUCUUGCAGAAGUGCCCUUACAUGAUAGAGAAGGCUCAAUUCCUGAUUCAUCUACUGAAUCAGGUCAAUUGAUGGUCAAUAAGAAAACACAUUUUAAAAUGUUACUAUUAUCACUUUAUUAUAAUUCGUAUGGCCCAGAUUAUUUUUACCCUUUACUAUCUCAAGGUAGUAUGGGAGAAGGAGAUAAGGAUACCUUUUUAGCCGCAGCGGUUAAAACUGGAUCAAAAUUUUAUCAAGUCAAUAAAUUUGUUGGAGUUCUUGGUUAUGAUAACGAUGGAACGUUUCAAGGAACUUCAAUGAUUCAAUCUGAUCCAGUUGAAGAUUAUAGGGAGGCAAACAAAGCGUUGAAAUUAAAACUACAAGAGACUAAUAGUAAAGAAGAAAUAGUUUUAAAGCCUGCAGAACUCAAAAUAUUGUUUGUUCAUUCAAAUUAUCCUAAAUUAAAUCCGGCUUUAUUGAAAAAAAAUAAAAGUUUACUUGAUAAAAAUGAUAAAAGACAUCGACAUUAUGGCAAAAAUGAUAUUGAAGGAUACGAUUUAGAGUUGAAAAUUUGGGAAGAUAUGAAAUACUUUAUCUGUAAAUUAAAAGUACAAACUAAAGCGUUUGAAGGAAUGGGGACAGAUGAGCUUUGUAAAGAACUUGAUGAACAAAUUGAGUUUUUGAAGAGUACU